ACAUCAUUCCAUUUUAAGAGCGCAUGAGUUUCGAGGAUUCCUUCACUCACCAUCAGGAUCAGGAUCUAUGGCCGAACAAAUUCUCUUCGGCACUGCCGAGCGAAUCAUGGAGACUUUCGGCUCCUUGGCUGCUAAUGAGAUCGGACUGCUCUGGGGUGUCAAAGAUGAGCUUCAACGCCUGACCGACACCGUUUCAACAAUCAAAGCUGUGCUUCUGGAUGCGAAGGAGAAACAGGCUGCUGGGAACCAUCAAGUCACAGAUUGGCUCAAAAAGCUAGAAGAUGCCAUGUAUGAUGCGGAUGACUUGCUGGAUGCCUUUUCCACUGAAGCUCAACGAAGAAAAUUAAUGACCAAAAAGGUACGCAUCUUCUUUUUCAAAUCAACCCAAUUUGCCUCUCGUCUUAAAAUGGCCCAUAAGAUUAAGGCCAUAAGAAAGAAGUUAGAUGACAUCAACGCCGACAGGAGGAAUUUCCUGUUGGAGGUACGCGAUGUGGAGACACGUGUCGGGGGAAACAGCCACAGGGGUAACACUCAUUCUGUUGUAUGUGCGGAAGAAGUUAUUGGUCGAGACGAUGAUAAGAAGGCUGUUAUCCACCGUCUGCUGGACUCCAACGUUGAAGACAAUGUUUCAAUCCUUCCAAUUGUUGCCAUCGGUGGAUUAGGAAAGACUACACUUUCUCAACUCAUUUUCAACGAUGACCAAAUCCAAAACCAUUUUCAGCUCCAAAUGUGGGUGUGCGUCUCUGAUCCCUUCCACGUUAAAAAUAUUGUUGAAAAUAUCUUAGAAGCUGCAACAAAGAAGAAACCAGAACCCGCUGAAAUGAAUACGUUGGUAGGUAAACUUAAAGAAGAAAUCGAUGGAAAGAAAUACUUGCUCGUGUUGGAUGACGUGUGGAAUGAGGAUCAUGAAAAAUGGUCUGAAUUGAAAAAAGUGCUGAUGGGUGGUGCAAGAGGCAGUAGAAUAUUAGUGACUACACGCAGUGAAAAGGUUGCAAGGAUUAGCGGGACAGUUCAAUCAUAUUUCUUAAGGGGUUUAGAGGAAGGCGAGUCAUGGUGUUUAUUGAAGCAACUGGCAUUUAAGAAAGGAAAAGAGCCGGAGGACAAUUCAAGGAUCGCAGCAGUUGGGAGGGAGAUACUAAAAAAGUGUUCUGGUGUCCCGCUGGCCAUAAGGACAAUUGGAGGUGUACUACGCUUCAAAAAUUCAGAAGCAGAGUGGUCAUCUUUUAAGGAGAAUGAACUCUCAAAAAUACCUCAGAAUGAAAAUGACAUUGUACCAACUCUGAAGCUGAGUUAUAAUAAUCUUCCUUCACAUUUGAAGCACUGCUUUGCUUAUUGCAGUUUGUUUCCAAAAGAUUACGAGUUUGAUAAAUCAAUACUGAUUCAGCUCUGGAUGGCACAAGGGUUUGUCCAGUCUUGUGAUGAAUCUGAUGAUCAAAACCGAUGCUUAGAAGAGGUUGGCAAUGACUAUUUUAUGGAUUUACUAUGGAGAUCAUUCUUUCAAGAAGCUAAAAAGGAUAAGUUUGAUAAUGUAAUUAGAUGCAAAAUGCAUGACCUGAUGCAUGAUCUUGCCAUAUCAAUGGCAGGAUCGUUGAUCACCACAUUUGAUGAUAAGAAGAGAAGCCUUCAUGAGAGAACUCGUCAUGUCUCAGUUGUUGAUUACUGCGAUGCUUCAUCAAUUACAACUUCAUUGUGUAAAGCAAGUAGGAUACGAACAUUUCUUUGUGAUGAUCACACUUUCUUCAACAUUUCAAAUUGUGAAGCAAUUGUUUCAAGUUCCAAGUUCUUGCGCGUGCUGGACCUGCACCGGAGAAAUCUUGAUUGUCUGCCAAGCUCUAUUGGAAAGUUGAAGCAUUUAAGAUAUCUUGAUCUUUCUGCGAACAAGAAUCUCAAGAAGCUACCCAAUUCUAUAUCCAGGUUGCAGAAUUUGCAAACACUAAAUCUCUCAUUUUGUAAAAAUCUUAAAGAAUUGCCAAGCUCUAUUGUUGAGUUGAAGCAUUUAAGAUAUCUUGAUAUUUCUUGGAACGAGAAUCUCAAGAAGCUUCCCAACUCUAUAACCAGGUUGCAAAAUUUGCAGACACUAAAGCUCUCACAUUGUGAAGAGCUUGAAGAAUUACCAAGCUUUGAUGUUGAGUUGAAGCAUUUAAGAUAUCUUGAUCUUUCUUCGAACAAGAAUCUCAAGAAGCUACCAAAUUCUAUAUCCAGAUUGCAGAAUUUACAGACACUAAAACUCUUACAUUGUAAAGAGCUUGAAGAAUUACCGAUAGACAUGAAAGAAUUAGUUAAUCUCAGGCAUCUUGAGAUAGAUGGAUGUCAACAGUUGACUUAUAUGCCAUGUGGAUUGGGGUUACUCACUAAUCUCCAGACGUUAUCAAACUUUGUGGUCCACAAGGAUCCUUUCUUUCCAUAUAGCAGUGGGUUAAAAGAACUAAAUGGACUAAAUAACCUGAGAAGAAAGUUAGAUAUUAAAAAUAUGAGACAUGGGAAAGAUGGUGCGUCAGAAUGUAAGGAAGCAAAUUUAAAAGAGAAGCAAUAUCUUCAUGGUUUGUCUUUACGAUGGAGUACUGAAGGAGGUGUCAAUGCUUCAAACGUUAAUGUUGAUGAUGAGGUGUUAUUGGAAGUCCUCCAACCGCAUCCACAUCUGAAAGAGCUUUGCUUAGAAGGCAAUUGGGGUUCAAGGCUUCCAAGUUGGCUUUUGUCACUCACAAAUCUUGUUACAUUUCGAUUAUAUGAGUGUACGAAAUGCCAAUACCUGCCACCAUUGAGUCAACUGUCUUCUCUCGAAGUUCUUGAUCUUUCCCAAAUGGACGCUAUGGAGUACAUAUCAGAAAGUGGUGACACCAAUGAGUUCUCUUCUUCUUUUUUCCCGUCUCUCAAGAGAAUCGACCUCUGUAAUUGCCCUAAUCUCAAGGGGUGGUGGAGGAGGAGGGAUUCUUCUGUGGAGGUCAAUAGUGAUAGUCAUAAUUCCAUUGAAAAUACAGAGCAUCCUUUACUCCCUUCCUUUCCUUGUCUCUCACAAUUACAGAUCUUGAAUUGCCCUAUGUUGACUUCCAUGCCAACGUUUCCACAUCUUGAAGAAAAGUUGUACCUUAGGGAUGCUAGCUGGAAGCCACUGCAACAGACAAUGAUGAUGAAUAUGGGAGCACCACAAAGCCCAAUGUCAACAGCAACAACCUCCUCUUCAUCCACUCCUCUCUCAAAAUUGAAGUCUAUACAACUGCAUUCCAUUCCUGACCUAGAAACUCUGCCAGAUGAGUGGUUGAAGAACCUCACUUCUCUCGAUUCUUUAAUGAUAAAGGGAUGCAAUAGAUUAAAUUCUCUCUCCCCAGGUAUACAACAUCUCGCUGCCCUUCAAUACCUGAAUCUUGAUGAUUGUCCUGAGCUUGAGCUAGCCAAUGUUGAGGAUGAGAUGCAAUGGCAAGGUCUUAAGAGCCUCCUCUUUUUGAAGUUUUCACGUCUUCCGAAAUUGGUGUCUCUCCCAUUGGGGCUUCAGCAUGCGACCACUCUACAAAGGCUCCAGAUUUCAGAUUGUGAAAACUUGACGGCUAUACCAGAGUGGAUCCACAACUGCACAUCACUUCAAGUGCUUGAAAUUGAUGGAUGCUCCAGAAUGUCCCAGUUUUAAAUCACUGCCCGAAGGAAUUGUCCUAUCUUAUUGCAAAGAUGCGAGAGCUAAGCGGGUGAGGAUUGGCCCAAGAUUGCUCAAGUAUCCGGAUUCAGGUAUAGAAGUAGCAGAACCAACUAAAGAAAAGAAGAAAUAGAGGAUUUGGAGCAUAUUCGAAAAAUCCAGGUCGCUGAAUUCAUGAUUCUUCACAUAUUAGCCUCUAUUCUUGCUCUUCCCACCACCUCACUGCUGUCAUCUCAAACAAAAGACGGUCAGUCAAGUAGCUCAUCAAGAUCUUUGUUCACCCCUACACCUUGGUGUGCAAGUUGUACACGGGACUCUUCAUGUAGAUGAUUAAUUCCCACCACCUCAUUGCUUUACUCUUCAUGUAAAUGAUUAAUUUAUUACGUGGAUGCAGAAAGAAGCUUUAUAUGGCUUGACAGAGCUUUUGAGAGAGGAAGCCAAAAGUGCUCGUCUAGUUGUGAUAGCAGAAGAAAUUGCAGAGUAUGUUUAUGUUCCGUCAUUUCUUCCUGAAAGACUGUCUGUGACAAACUUGGAAACUAAUAGAUGGUAGUAGUAUUUGUUUUUCUGGUUUUACUAGUUUAUA
Molecule: messenger RNA, 4208 nt
Organism: Alnus glutinosa
Lineage: Eukaryota; Viridiplantae; Streptophyta; Magnoliopsida; Fagales; Betulaceae
Product: putative disease resistance protein RGA4
Exons: 2
Coding region: 68-3622 (1184 amino acids)
Biological process (GO): defense response to fungus
Molecular function (GO): ADP binding; protein binding
Source: RefSeq, a predicted model, not a curated record